AUGGCGUCUCUGUCCAGGUCCGCCGCCGUGGCCACCGCCAGAUCCGUCUUGUCACGCACCAAGAGCGUUCUUCCGAAGGCCCUCCCACAGAAGCGAGGCCCUCCUCUCAUCUCAAGGUCUGGCACUCUCUCUCUCUCUCUCUCUCUCUCUCUCUCUCUCUCUCUCUCUCUCGCUCGAAUUUCCUGGAUCUAACUUGAUUUCCCUCCGCGCAUUCUGUGCGCCCUUCAGGUCAACAUGUGCUGCUCUGGAAACCGUGGAAUCCUUGAUGCCUCUUCACAGUGCCAUCGCGUCGGCCCGGCUUAAGUCCUUCAUUGCCGUGGAUUCGUCAUGCUGGAGCUGGCUCUCUCAGGGUAUUCCUUGCUCCUCCCUGUCUCGUUUGAUUUUUACGAAAGUAUCACGUUGAUUGAGGCCUGCGUUAUUUGUUCUUUGUUUUCUUUAAGCAAUUUUAUCUGGUUUAUGUCUACUGGGCUACCCCUGAGGACUUUCGUUUGGGUUACAAAGACCAGAACAAGGGGUUUUUAACGCAGAUUAACUACCGCGGUUGAAUUUUGUUGCGUGAAUGCCAGUUUUAUGGAUGCUUUAAUUAUGUUUAUGGAUUAAACUAUUGUAGUCUGAUAGUUACGAUGAUGUUAAUGUUUGCCUAGGUCUCAAAAAGGGGAUCUGACUUGUGCUAGGAAAAGUGAGGGCUUUAAUGUGUGGAAUAUGAACUGUGAGUGUUUUUUUUUUCUUUCGGAUUAAUCCUAGUGUUCAGGCAUCUUUCUUAUUAAAGGCUAUGAUACUAAUGCGAACCCUUUCUCCGUUGUCUACCUAUGAGUCAGAAACUUACAAGCCAAUUUUACGUUGCUCUGUGCUAACACAUUUAAUGGAUCCAUGGAAGAGCGGUUGCAUUUGAAUGUUCUAGGUUUCUUUGGUGAUUUUCAAGCCUAAUAAACUCAUUAAUUGAUUAUAUACUUAUUGAGGUUUGUUCACUUGUAGCCAAGUUUUUUUCUUUUUGCAUACUUGAUAUUUUUUCGCUUCCAUGCCAUGGUUAAGAGAAUCCUCUUAGUGUAGCCUAUCCACCUGUUGACUGGAAAAAGAAUUGAAUAUUAAAGUGAAGGCAGAUCAUCAAGAAAACUUAAUUAUCUCGGGAAAAUAUUCUCAAUUCUAUAUGAUUUUCCCACUCAUCCCCACAACAACAUUUCUUUUUUAAGCAAUUUUUUAAAAAAACUUCAAUGUUUUGUCUCGUAUCAGUUCACAUUUUUUCAGGCUUCAACUCGCAAUUUCCAUUGAUAGCUGCAAAUAACUUAUCAACACAGCUAAUCCAUGUCCUAACUUGUUUCUUAUUUCAUGAUAGGACGUGCUUUACCGUUGUGA
Molecule: messenger RNA, 1353 nt
Organism: Spirodela intermedia
Lineage: Eukaryota; Viridiplantae; Streptophyta; Magnoliopsida; Alismatales; Araceae
Source: the annotation of a GenBank genome assembly